This is a messenger RNA of Brenthis ino (lesser marbled fritillary), 825 nucleotides long. NCBI's taxonomy places the organism in Eukaryota, Metazoa, Arthropoda, Insecta, Lepidoptera, Nymphalidae. The record is from the annotation of a GenBank genome assembly.
AUGGAGAGUGGCGCUGUGGGUUUGGUUUUGAGACUAUCUCGUGUGAUGGGUAUAGCUCCUUAUCCAAGAGGAUCGAGACUUCGAGUCUCGAAAGCAUUAGUUGUGUAUGGAUUCGUACUAGUUACUUUUAUUAGAAUGAAUACUAUGAAUAGAUAUCGAAAAAUGCCGAAAGUGGCAUGGGAGAUGGCGAAGAACGAAGACACUGCAUUAGACGUGAACAGUGCUGUUAAUAUGAAUAAUAUUAAUAAAAAUAAUUAUAUUUUCACUUAUAUAGAUGUUUUGGGUGCAAAUGAAACAGAGAGAACAGAGUAUAUGAUACGUCAAUUAGCUGUCUACUAUCGACACAUCUGUGUUAUAAUUAGAACAUGGACCAGUUCAGAUGGCCUCUUGAUGGCUUUAAUACUGAUAAAUCGUAUGUUUCAUUUGGUGCAACUUUUACUCAGUUUAAUCAUGGGGUUGACACAAAAUUCAGAUUUAUUCCUUAAUGUAUUACUAUAUUCGUCAAUGAACAUUAUCAAUCAUGUAAUGGCGUUAGUAUUGUUUGUGGAGCCAUUUCAAAGAACUCAUUUUCAGAUGGAACGUACGUCUAUAAUCGUCCAGACUCUGAAGUGUAACUGCGGAGAGUAUCGGCCACUGAGGAACGAAUUGGAUCUGUUUUUACGAAUGUUGAAGCUGCAGAAAACCAGCUACUCUCCUCUUAAUAUGUGCACUCUCGGCAGACCACUCGUCCUUAAGAUAUUUGGUGGCCUUUUCACAUAUUUAAUGGUAAUUUUGACAUAUGGACCUGAAGCUCAGACACCUUCACUGGUUUUUACAAACUAUUUU